Messenger RNA from Triticum turgidum subsp. durum (durum wheat), 657 nucleotides. The record is from the annotation of a GenBank genome assembly. NCBI's taxonomy places the organism in Eukaryota, Viridiplantae, Streptophyta, Magnoliopsida, Poales, Poaceae.
AUGUCCGAGUGCAGCGAGCUGAGCGACCUGAGGGCGGCCUGGCGCUGGCGGCUCCUCCCGCCGCCUCCCUUUGUCCGCCAACCUGGGUACAGACGACCCUCCUCUAUCACCGCCUACGCCGCCGUAGUCGACGGCAACGGGUGCUCCACCAUCUACGUGACAUGCGAGGGCAGCAUCGGCACCUACAGCUUUGAGACGGCACGCCUUGAUUCUCAUCAUCGUCUGGGGUGGACGCACUCGGAGGAAUGGAAGCAUGUCGGGAGGUGGUCGCUGCCCUUUAAGGGCGGAGCCCAGUACGUCCCUGAGUUCAACAUGUGGUUCGGCUUCUCGGCCUUCAGCCCCGGCCACCUGUGUGCACUGGACCUCUCUGCCAUGCACCAUGACCGACCGCCCACUGCGCUGCAAGUUUGGCAAAAUCUGAUCCCACCUGAGGUGGAGUGGAUGUGUAUUCCGGUGCGUUUCGAGCUUCUCAACCUGGGCGAUGGCAAGUUUCUCAUCGCCGGGACAUUUGAAGCAGAAACAACCGGUCAGCAGUUUGCUCUGCUCACAGGCGUAGAGAUGAUGCCUUGUGUGGGUGAUGAUCGGAGCCUCCAGAUGGUCAAGCACAAGUGUGCACGUUAUGCCUUCACGAGUGAUGCCAUCGAGUGGGUGCUCUGA